CUGUGCACCGCGGUCACACUGUCUAUUGUUAUAAACGUAAACAAUGUCGCUUGUCGCUGAUUAUAGCGAUUCAUCUGAAUCCGAUGUGGAAAGCAGCAGCAGUGACUCAGAAGAAGAGGAAACAAACAACAAGCAAAGCGCGCCUGCCACACAGAAACCCUUAAAGCUGCCCAGUGCUAGCGAUGCUUUGGAUAAUGCGGCUGCAAAACGAACCGGCGAUGUAUUUAGUAAUCCAUUUCUGGAUGCAGAGCUGCACAAGACCGCUUCACUGGAAAGACACGUGAAAAUGGUCAACAACGAUGCACAUUUACAGCUAAAAAAUGGACGAAAAAUAUGUUGGAAUUAUAGAAAAGGACGAUGUCGCUUCGGCACAAGCUGUCAAUAUGCGCACGACUCGGAUCUCUCCGUUGAGGCUGUGGCUGCUGGAAAUGAGCCUAAGAUGGAAGCGCCAGCAACAACAGUCAACAAAAGCGCUGCUGGCAAUAAGAGGAAACGACCUGGUUUAAGCGAUGGCAUAGAACCGGGCAAAAGGGUGAUGAAAUCGUACCAGCAACAGCAACUGGGACCAGGAGCUAGACGUUAAAUAGGUUUCAAAUGAUGCCAGCAUCAGUCAGGCGCAACCAACAGCUGCCCUCGCCGAUGCCAAAGCUGUUGCUAAGCACUUUAAGCACACGCAGAUCAUUCUCCUGUACAGAAUCCUCUGGCAGCUCCAGCGACAAUAUGAGUGUACAAACGGAGCUCCAGUAGUCCCCCAAGUAGUUGCAAUCCUCUGGAUUCACAGCCCCUAUGUGGCUCAGCUCCUCCUCAUCAUCAUCUGCAGCUGCUGUAUAUUAAGAUAACAUAUGUAUAUAUAAAACUAAGAUAAAUCAUUUCGCUCACAUUCUUCAUCCAAACUAAA
This is a messenger RNA of Drosophila mojavensis, 898 nucleotides long. RefSeq lists its product as uncharacterized. Gene Ontology annotation, molecular function: metal ion binding. NCBI's taxonomy places the organism in Eukaryota, Metazoa, Arthropoda, Insecta, Diptera, Drosophilidae. Bases 44 to 583 code for a protein of 179 amino acids. The transcript is spliced from 2 exons. The record is from RefSeq and is a predicted model, not a curated record.